UUCAAGCCUCUGUCAAACUUUUACGAAGAAGAAGGAAACGGCAGAACAUUACUAAUGUAGCUUCAUUUCUGUGUUUUAUUAUAAAAUUUCUCUUUAACCUAAUAAAGUUAAAUGAAUAAAUAGAGGUGGGGGGAGAUUAAAAGGAUAUAGAGGUGAAAUCAAAGCGCUGCUCAGGAUGUUGGCCACAGGAGCGGCUGUUACCACGGCGCUGGCCCAGGUGGACAGAGAGAAGAUCUACCAGUGGAUCAACGAGCUGUCCAGUCCAGAGACCAGAGAAAACGCUCUUCUGGAGCUCAGCAAGAAGAGAGAGUCUGUCCCUGACCUGGCCCCCAUGCUGUGGCACUCCUGUGGGACCAUCGCUGCCCUGCUGCAGGAAAUCGUCAACAUCUACCCCUCAAUCAACCCGCCGACGUUGACGGCCCAUCAGUCAAACCGAGUCUGUAACGCCCUCGCUCUGCUGCAGUGUGUGGCCUCACAUCCAGAGACGCGGUCGGCGUUCCUGGCCGCUCACAUCCCACUCUUCCUUUACCCGUUCUUGCACACCGUCAGUAAAACUCGCCCGUUUGAAUACCUCCGCCUCACCAGCUUAGGAGUCAUCGGUGCUUUAGUAAAAACAGACGAACAGGAAGUGAUCAACUUUCUGUUGACAACAGAGAUCAUUCCUUUGUGCCUUCGUAUCAUGGAGUCUGGCAGUGAGCUCUCCAAAACGGUUGCAACAUUCAUCCUGCAGAAGAUCCUCCUGGACGACACGGGGCUGGCCUACAUCUGUCAGACCUACGAACGCUUCUCUCACGUCGCCAUGAUUCUCGGUAAAAUGGUCCUCCAGCUGUCUAAAGAGCCAUCAGCUCGCCUCCUCAAACACGUGGUGAGAUGCUACCUUCGCCUGUCGGAUAACUCCAGAGCCCGUGAAGCUCUGCGUCAGUGCCUCCCCGACCAGCUCAAAGACACCACGUUCGCCGCCGUGCUGAAGGACGACACCACCACCAAACGCUGGCUGGCCCAGCUGGUGAAGAACCUGCAGGAGGGACAGGUGACCGACCCGCGGGGCAUCCCCCUCCCCACGCAGUGACUCUCAUCUUGCCCCCUUUAAGACAAAAACCAGCACAGACCUGCCUGAAGACAAAGCUCCAAUCAUGGUGGACGGCUCUGUUUUCAUCAAAGACUUUAAACAAAGACGGCGUCUCUGAGACGUUUUUCUGCUUCUCAGCGUUUCGGCUGAUUUACGAUCGACAUUAAAGUGACGCACAACGACUAAACAAUGUUUGGGGUUUUUAU
This is a messenger RNA of Cheilinus undulatus (humphead wrasse), 1275 nucleotides long. RefSeq names its product CCR4-NOT transcription complex subunit 9 (gene cnot9). NCBI's taxonomy places the organism in Eukaryota, Metazoa, Chordata, Actinopteri, Labriformes, Labridae. The transcript has 8 exons. Gene Ontology annotation, biological process: mRNA catabolic process; negative regulation of translation. The coding region runs from base 176 to 1069 and encodes 297 amino acids. Gene Ontology annotation, cellular component: CCR4-NOT complex; P-body; CCR4-NOT core complex. The record is from RefSeq and is a predicted model, not a curated record.